Molecule: messenger RNA, 1914 nt
Organism: Prosopis cineraria
Lineage: Eukaryota; Viridiplantae; Streptophyta; Magnoliopsida; Fabales; Fabaceae
Product: cation/calcium exchanger 5
Exons: 2
Coding region: 95-1702 (535 amino acids)
Biological process (GO): monoatomic cation transport; transmembrane transport
Cellular component (GO): membrane
Molecular function (GO): monoatomic cation transmembrane transporter activity
Source: RefSeq, a predicted model, not a curated record
UUCACGCGGAAAAAUCCGAGGAUAGUGAGCUGCUGGAGAGAGACCAGAGAGGCCUUUCCUUCCUCAGUGGAUGUGGAGGUAAUGGGCUAAUGGCAUGGCCUUCGCUCGCCCCUCCUUGAAAGCCUCUUCUCUUUCACUCUCACUUGUUCUCAUCUUUUUCUUCCUCCUCCUCAACCCACCCUCUCCCUUGUCCUCUACCCGCAGAUCACUUCUCAUCUCCUCUAAUUCCAUAAUCCCCACUUCCUCUUGCUUCCCCGCCAGAUCCCGUUCCAAUGGCCUCAUCGACUACUUCUCCAUCCAUCAUUGCCUUUUCCGCCAAAACUCCUUCCAUUCCAUCCCUUUUCUUUCCCUCCUCCUCCUUUUACAUUUCUAUAUCCUCAUCAAAACCGCCCAAGAUCAUUUCUCCAUCGUCACCACCAAGCUCGCACUUCACCUCAACUUGUCUCCCAGCAUGGCUGCUGUAACCCUCUUAGCUUUGGGUAAUGGUGCGCCCGAUGUUUUCGCUUCUGUCGCUGCUCUUCGCGGGGGCCAGUAUCGAACCGGGUUGGCCGCGAUUCUCUCAGCCGGCACCUUCGUCUCAGCUUUUGUAGUUGGGUUUGUAGCAAUUUACGCCGCACCCUUUUCUGUUGAUCCCGCUCCCUUUGUGAGGGAUGUCUUAUUUUACUUGAUCUCCGUCUUGUUCCUCUUCUAUGCGUAUCUCAGUGCCGAGAUUUCUCUCUGGCAAGCAGCUGGCUUUGUGGGUUUUUAUUUGUUUUUUGUUGGUUUUGUGUUUUACAUGGAUUUGGGAUGGGGAAGUCGUAGGGAGAAGUGUGGGAGUGUGGGGGGUUUUGCUGGCGAUCUAGAGGGACAAAAGGAACCAAUUAUAGCCAGCUGCGACGUCAAAGUAUCAGGAAGUCUACAGGAAAAGAAACGCAGCUCUAGAUUUCGUCGCAGUUUUGAAAUGGUUUCAGUAAUAUGGGAGCGUCCAGUCUCAAUUCUCCUAAAAUUGACAAUACCUCAAUCUGGACCAACAGAAUGGAGCAGAUUUUAUGCAUCAGCUAAUAUUACUCUUUGUCCCCUAGCCAUUUUGUAUGCCUGCAACUCAUUGAUUCCAUUUAGUUAUCCAAUAGUUUUCCUCCUUCCCAACAUUCAUUUCCCCCUUUGGUUGGUGGUGCUCAUGGCAAGCUUCUCUCUUGCACUUCUUCACUUCAUAAUUGAAAAAGAACCCCCAAAAGCUGAGGAAAUUCCUGUAGUGCUCGUAGGAUUUGUGAUGAGUGUGUUUUGGGUAUCUACUGUGGCUGGAGAACUGCUAAACUGCCUCGCAGCAUUAGGUACACUGCUCGAACUGCCACCAGCACUGCUUGGUCUUACAGUGUUGGCAUGGGGAAAUUCAGUGGGGGAUCUUGUUGCUGAUGUUGCAGUUGCUAAAGCUGGCCAUCCAGCGAUGGCAAUGGCUGGGUGCUUUGCUGGACCAAUGUUCAACAUGCUCGUGGGGCUCGGGACUGCGCUGGUGAUGCAGACUGCCAGACUUUAUCCCAGUGCUUAUGUGCUUAAGUUUCACGCGGGUAUUGUCAUAGCAUUUGUAUUCCUGCUUCUGAGCCUCAUGGGGUCUCUUCUGGUGAUCACUUGGUGCAGAUUUCGAGUUCCUAGGUUUUGGGGAUUCUGUCUGGUUGGGCUCUAUAUUGCUUUUACGGCAGUAAGCGUGGUGGUAGCCAUGUUUUGAGGAGGAUCGGUCUUCUGCGAUGGAUUUAAUUUCAUUUUGUAUACUGAUACGUAACCAAUAAGCCAGCCGCCUCUACUUUUGCUGGUGCUGUCGUUUGGCUCUCCACAGAGGGGCAUUGUAAUUGUUGGAGAAAGAACAAUUUAGCACCAGGGCAUAGUAAAAUUGAUGAUAGCCAAUUGGCCAUGUAGAUGAGAUUAUUAUUCCUUCCUUCC